CGUCUCCCUCUGGCUUCGUCUUUCGAUUUUGAAGGUACGGAUAGGUUAGUAUGAAAACGUUUUCUAGAGAUUUGAUAAGUAGUUUGCCAGAUGAGCUUCUUGGCAAAAUCCUGUCUUUGGUUCCGACAAAAGAGGCUGCUUCUACAUCGAUCCUGUCCAAGAGGUGGAAGAAUCUGCUGUGUCUUGUAGACAGCCUUUGUUUUGAUGAUUCGAUGGUUAUGUAUCCCACCAAGGAAGGAGUCGCAACAUGUGGUGCAGCACAUCGCUUCUUAGAUUUCGUGGACAAGACUUUUGCUCUGUUAAACAAUUCUCCUAUCAUCAAAAAAUUAUCUCUGUCUCGCGGACAUGUAUAUGGCAGUCGCUGUCAGGCAACGUGUAAGCAUGAUCAUGUGAAACUUUGUUUGGACCGUUGCAUUUGGACUGCUAUGGAGCGGGGUUUAUUGGAACUACACUUGCACGCUGACACUUGUUGUGGUAUUCAUAUAAUGCAAGAGUUGUUUACGUGCAAGACAUUGGUUAAGCUCACACUAUCCGGUAACCAUCUUAUUCAAGUCCUUGAGCGUGUUUUUCUUCCAGCGCUCAAAUCACUUUCUAUGUUAUCAUUUCCAGCCAUUGAUCAUCCGGACUAUUGUCGGCUCAUAGAUGGCUGCCCUGUGCUAGAAGACUUGUUCAUAAGUGAUGCUGAUCCUUUGAAACCGUCAUAUUGUGGUGAGCAUGUGGAAAGCGAAACUAUCAAGCGUCUUGUGGUUUUUGUCAAUCUUCCAAAAGCUUAUCACCCCGAAGGAACUUAUUUGAGAGCACCCAAUCUUGUGCAACUGGACUAUUCUUGUUAUGUAUCCGAGAAUCAUUGGUUUGAUGAUUUGGAUUCGCUUGUCCAAGUCAGGCUGGAUCUCAGGUUAUGGGAGUCAACUUAUGAUUAUGAUUACGAUGAUGAGGAUGAUGAUGAGGCUGCUGCUGAUGAUGAUGAUGAUUCCUUUCAUGAUAAACAUAAGGUAGCUAUAAUUGGUGAUGUUUCACACCUAGUUGCGGGUAUACGCAAUAUUACAACCCUUCACUUGUCUCCUGAUUCUCUUGAGGCUUUUCAUUUCUGCUGUGAAUCCAUGCCAAUGUUCAACAACCUCCUUAAUUUAUCGAUCGAGAGUGACAAGGAAAAAGGUUGGCAAGUAAUGCCACUUCUGCUCAAUAGUUGUCCAAAUCUACACACUUUAGUCAUCAAGGGUCUUGUGCACAGAAUAACAAAUAGAUGCGGAGAUGCAUGUGCUUGCAUCCCUAAGAAGCAGAGGAAGAUUUUGGAGGAGGAGAAGACAAUAAGUUGUUUAUGGACAUGUCAAGUGAAGGUGCUAGAGAUUUCAGAGUAUGGAGGUUCUUUUGAAGAGCUGAACCAGAUGAUGCAUUUCUUAGGUAAGUUGAAAUGUCUUGAAACUGUUAAAGUUGGUGUUAACUCGGACAAAGACGACCAGAUUGAGUUCUUGCGAGCUAAUCUACUGACUCUCCCCAAAGCUUCAUCAAAGUGUAACAUCCAAUUCAGCUGAGAGCUUUUUCUUUCUAGGCUAUAUAUGCCAAUAUUUAGAUGCAACUUAAAUCGUGUAUGGGGUUAUUAUCAUUUAAAUAUCAUUGAAGUUGGUUACAAUUUGUUUCAUUUCAGAAGAUAUGUGUGUGACUUGUCCUAAUGCUAGUCACACUCUAGGAACCAUGAACAACAAUCACAUAUAAAAUGGUAAUCAUUCUUUAGAUUGGCUAACCUUGUUAAAGUAAACAAAGACUCUUUAACACUAGUUUUGGUUAAUGGUAACAGUAAAUCCAAAGCACCAAUUUUCAAUUUUCAGUAAACAUCUUUCCAGAUAGGGACAAAACCAAUAUUUGAACGUCAGCUAGUCUAAGUUUUGCUUCUUCUUUUUUUUUUAAUUCCACAAAUAUCAUAAUUUCUGCAGAGAAUCUGCAAAGCUUACCAUCUAUAGCUUCUUCCUUAUAAUAUUCUAACUUUUAGCUUGCAGUUGAGUCCGCAUUCCCUCAUACUUAUUUGCGUGUCUUUGUUCCUCUUGUGAUCUAAAUGGUGCGAAGAAUGUUCUUUCCUACUUCUCUACCCUGGAUUAAUGAAUUCUACUCGCUAUGUAGACUAGAGAUGAUUAAUCUGUUUUCAUGAUUGAAUGUUUUUCUUCAUCCAGUUUGAAUCUCUGUCUCUUUAUCCUAUAACAACAAACGAAAUGGCUAAUGCACUACGCUACAGCUACCUAAGAGGUCCAGGAGGUCGGUUGCAGCAUAAACUGCUCGGAUUUCUUGUUGAAAGGUUAUAAUGAAGAUAUUAAGUGUCAUGAAGAAGACACAACACCGAGACAAGAGGGGAUUAGCAUAUGAUGCAGAUGCAGAUGCAGCGGAGCUCUAACCUUAAAAAAUGGAAAUGGUCACGUUGCUAUCGAUGUUAACCCAAUACAUAAUUCGCAGUCAGGACAUGUUCAUUCUUCCAAGUGCAGCCAUAGCCUUAGCAGUAAGCCAAAGAGUGAUAGUGUUCCUCUGUCUCUCUUUAUGUCAGCGCUUAGGAGCUUCUCAAGCAGUGUAGGUUUCCUCGUCGUCACGGAAGAUUCUUGAGAUGAAUCUUUGUCUUGGAACUUCCAUUUUUUUUAUUGAACUUGUCUUUUCCACCAUACUUUCUCUUAUUAUCCUUGUUUUGGAACUGUCCAUUGUUGUCUCCAUUAACUUGUUCAAUGGCAUUGGACAAAUAAUGUGGAGGAACUUCUGCUACUUCAACACCUAAUUAUGUUUUAUGUAUUUUAUGACUUUAAUUAAUGAGACUGACAUUAGAAGCUGUUAUAUAAGUCCAUAAUUAAAUGAUUACCAGAGUCACAGACGAUUCACAUUAACACUUCUAUCGUAUAUAUAGGUAUCGACAAUGCGAAAGUACGUAUAACUCUUUUUUUGUUUUUUGAAACACAAGUACGUAUAAUUCUGUCAAGCAAAAUAUUCGAUCAAGGUCAAUACUACGUCGCUUUUAGCCAAAGUCAAAUAAUGACUUGGCUCUGAGCACAUCAUUCAUUGUGUUGCAUCGUAUGGGAACACUCCCUUGGGGCACCUCGUGCCGUUCACGUGCCACAUUUGCCAUGCACUUUCCAAUACAUUGGCUGCUUCUUUAACAUCAUCGGUUCUCUCCUUUCCCAUCAUCUGCGGCAUUCUCGUCGGUGCUCU
Molecule: messenger RNA, 3180 nt
Organism: Brassica napus (rape)
Lineage: Eukaryota; Viridiplantae; Streptophyta; Magnoliopsida; Brassicales; Brassicaceae
Product: F-box/LRR-repeat protein At1g48400-like
Exons: 3
Coding region: 51-1532 (493 amino acids)
Molecular function (GO): protein binding
Source: RefSeq, a predicted model, not a curated record